UCAUUAGGUUAGAUUGAACUCCGAUCUCUGGUCUGUCAAAUUAUUUAGCUAGUUAGCCGAGAUGAGAAGCAAAGGAAUGGGGAACAAUUGAGUGUUUUUUUUGUGAUAAUUAAAGUGGGACACACGUUGACACUAAUGUAAAAGCACAGUUACAGAACUCCGGCAGACACGCAGCGGAUGGCCUGAACAGCACCUGUCGUGGGACUUGCAUAAAGAGGACCAUCAUUUUUGACCCUCUGAGUAAUGAACCCCUUCUGGAGCAUGUCUGCCAAUACAAGUCGUAAGGUUUCCCAGCAGAGACCUGACAAUGAGGAACAGAGUGCACAUGGGGAGCAAAGAGCCAGCCCAGCGCGGCUUACCUUUGGCAAAAAGCAACUUCCACCUAUUCCUAAGAAUGCACCCCCCAUCACCAAACCCGCAUCAAUAGGCACCCCAGCCCAGUCGGCCAAUGGCACACAUGCCUCUUAUGGCCCCUUUUACUUAGAGUACUCUCUACUGGCUGAGUUCACAUUGGUGAUCAAGCAGAAGCUCCCUGGAAUUUAUGUCCAACCAUCCUACAAAUCAGCUCUAAUGUGGUUUGGGGUCAUAUUCAUCAGACAUGGCUUGUACCAGGAUGGAGUCUUCAAAUUCACAGUGUAUAUUCCAGAUAACUAUCCAGAUGGAGAGUGCCCUAAAUUUGUAUUUGACAUCCCAGUCUUCCAUCCCCUUGUUGACCCCACGUCCGGAGAGCUUGACGUCAGAAGAGCUUUCACUAAAUGGAGACGGAAUCACAACCAUAUUUGGCAGGUCCUCAUGUAUGCUCGCACAGUUUUCUACAAAAUCAGCACCACUGAACCCCUCAACCCAGAGGCAGCUGUGCUAUAUGAAAAAGAUGUUCAGUUGUUUAAAAGCAAAGUGGUGGAUAGUGUGAGACUAUGCAACAGUCAUCUUUUUGACCUGCCCAAGAUAGAUGAUCCCUACGCAAUAAGUUUUUCCCCAUGGAACCCAGCUGUUCAUGAAGAAGCAAAGGACAGAAUGUUCACACACAAAAGGCGGCCUGAGGAUCACCACAAGGGGACGCAGGUAUCUGGGCUGUCCUGGGUAAAACCUGGAUCGACUCAGCCUUUUAGCAAAGAUGACAGCCCUCCCCAGAGCUGAACCUGCACCGUUGCAGCCGUGGCCACUAGAGGGAGGCCCAAGCAUCAGAUGCCACAGUACAUUCUUGGCUCAUCUGAGCGAGCUCCUUACAACAAUUUGGGGAAGUCCAUAUUAAGUCUUCAUGAUAUUGCUCAGCUUUAACAGCUUUGUAUGCAUCUCUUCAAGCAGCUUUAGUGUAAGAAUACAGGAGUUUAUACAUAGUGUAAACCGACAAUGACGAAUGGAUGUCUUAUACCAUCAUUUGUUGAAAUCAAAGAACUUAGACUAGUGGAGCCAUCCAAAUUGUUGGGGUGUGUGUUUAUAUACACAAUGCCAUGAAAACUAUGAGCAAAACAAUGUUUGAAGGUUAGUGUAGUGGACUUUAAUCUAUACCACUCACAGAAGGUUGCUCAGGACUGUUUGUCAGAAUGAGGAUGUUGUCCGACACGGUUGUGAAUGAAUCCCCCUAAUCAUCACUCCCUUAACUCCCAAGUAGUGCACGGCCUCAUAGGUUUAAUAUGUUUAUUGGACUUAUUUUUCUUUCUGUAAAUUUACUGUGUAAACCAUUGUCUUACAUAGUACUAAAGUAAGCAGGAAGUACAGUUUUAAAUAAGUAAGCUAAUUUUAUUUUGUCUGAAUUUUAAACCCUUUUGAAUGUUUUAUGUACCUUUCGGUUAUUAAAGUCUUGGUGUGUAAAUAAUGCUGUGGUAAGGUUUGGCUUUAAGAGACCUCUGCGUCAGUCCUCGGUUGGUUUUACGGGUUUUGGUUUGCUUUUCCUCCCAGGUGAUUUUUCAUUUCUUGCAUACCUUUUUUUUCUUCAAGUCAAAAAACUCAGUGUGAGUUCUCACUUGUUGCACUGUUUUAAACCGGUAAGACUACAGUAUAUAUUUUGCUAAGAUUCAGUCAUUAACUAGUUUGUGACUGACACAAACCUGAGAGUAGAUCACCUUUAAGAUGCACUCUUUGUGAUAAUACCUUUUAAAGGCCUCAACGUCGUUGACCCAUAUGGUAGAUGGAUAACCCUGGUCCUAGUCCCACCAUUCCUACACUUACAGCUUCUGAUUGGCUGAACACUCGUGUCCAGGUAAUCAGCAGCAGGUAGGGCUAGGAAUGUUAAAUCAGUAUAAAUAUGAAUAUGCAAUAUUCAACAAAGAAUGUGGAAGAACUGUUGUUUUGUCACUAAUGGAUAUGGUGCUGACACAUUUCUAACCUCUCUGAAAGGAAAGGGAAUCCCAGCAUAGAUCACACACUGCUGUUCUAAAUCCUCAAACGUGUGACUUUAACAUGUUCUGUAUGGAACCAUUCCUGCUCAUAUUUGUGAGUGACAUUACUACAUAGCUGACAUGAGAUUUUUACGCUUUCCUCUGAAAUUAAUAAAACUAUAAAAUGUUAA
Messenger RNA from Betta splendens (Siamese fighting fish), 2509 nucleotides. It is a transcript of the gene aktip, whose product is annotated as akt interacting protein. The coding region runs from base 244 to 1137 and encodes 297 amino acids. Lineage: Eukaryota; Metazoa; Chordata; Actinopteri; Anabantiformes; Osphronemidae. The transcript is spliced from 10 exons. The record is from RefSeq and is a predicted model, not a curated record.